Molecule: messenger RNA, 1028 nt
Organism: Capsella rubella
Lineage: Eukaryota; Viridiplantae; Streptophyta; Magnoliopsida; Brassicales; Brassicaceae
Exons: 1
Coding region: 96-488 (130 amino acids)
Source: RefSeq, a predicted model, not a curated record
GAAAGAGGUUGGAGAUAAAAGCCAAAAGCGACUCUCCUUUUUCUCUUUCUAAAAGGAGAGAGCUAAUCUCUAGAUGCUUUGUUGCAAAGUUGGAGAUGUUCAGAUCCAAGUCAUGCAGAGAAGAGGUCAGAAGCAGCUGCAUCACCAACAAGUACCACUGCUUCAGUAAUGGAGGCAAUUCAGAAGCAGGAGUACCUAGCCCAACAUACCAGCAUCCUCCAGUGAUGCUGAGAUCUUACAGCACAUCAACUUAUAACGCAUACAAGAAUCCAACAAUGGUGAGAGAUGACUCCAACAGUAAAUCGAAAAGAAGCAAUAAGUCGAAGAAGAAAGGGUUGAAGGGUUUGUGUGAGGCAGAGAUUCAGAGGAAGAAGAGAGUGGCUGCUUAUAAUGUGUACGGUGUUGAAGGAAGAGUGAAGGGAUCUAUGAAGAAGAGCUUCAAAUGGUUCAAAGAGACUUGUUCAAAUGCUGUCUAUGGUCUGUGGUGAUCCAACCACAAAUCUUCUUCUCCUUGUUUCCCAUUGAUCUUGUAUGUUUUCAUUCUUGUUCGACGUAUGAUGAUUGUUGUAUCAACAAGAGAAUCAAGCUGAAUUAUUAAGCUAUGCUAAAUACAAUAUAGGGCCUUUAUCGCAUUUACAAUAUACUUCUCAUUCGUAGACAUCAAGGAUGAAGUAUGACAUAACCUGCAGCUCUCAGGUCAUCUCAAAACUCAUCUGCACAUGUGACAUAACCUGAAGCUGCAACUCUCAGGUCCUUUUAAGGCAAAGCAGUACAAUUAUUGCUUCCGUACAUCAAUCAUAAAAGCCUUCUUUCACUAUUUCUACUAGCAAAAAUGACCAUAUAUAUAUAUAUAUAUACCCACACAAUUCGCUGAAACAGUGAAACAUGAGAGGACUUCAAAUAUAUUAAAAAGAAAAACCCUUCUUUUGUACGGUUUCUCUUGCAGCCUCAAGUAUACACUUUACCACUUUAAAUCCCUCUGAAGCACAAAAGAUAAAAGAAACAACAAUGGACGGUAAAAACCAAAA